Acaromyces ingoldii is the source of this 2913-nucleotide messenger RNA. RefSeq lists its product as hypothetical. Bases 317 to 2773 code for a protein of 818 amino acids. The record is from RefSeq and is a predicted model, not a curated record. The transcript has 4 exons. Lineage: Eukaryota; Fungi; Basidiomycota; Exobasidiomycetes; Exobasidiales; Cryptobasidiaceae.
UCGCUCUCCUUAAUUGCAUUGGCGAUUCUAUGAUCACCUUUCUUUUUUUGAAAGCACGAAAAAGUAUGUGAGUGUGUGCCAAAGAGUGAGCUGGUGAGGAGUGAGUGAGAGCCACCUGCUCUCUUUCCCUUACUCUCAUCAACUUGUGAGCUUCCCGUGUGCGACUCUCCUCUCGGACGACCCUCCUCACUUGCCACGGUCCCGGUUCAGAGAAGAAAGGACAAAGGCGGCGAUCACUCUCACGGUCACGGUAGCAGAUAGGGGAAAGGGACAGGGAGGUCGAACACCAAAGAACAAACGUGAAGAGAGAAGAGAGAUGGGACCGUCCUACCGUGACAUGCUCCGGGCCACCGCCCCGCGAAGGGGCGCGGAAGCGAGGGCUGCCGCUUCCAUGGCCCUCGCCUGGGCCCUGCAGCGUUUUCCCUUCCUCUCUCAUGUCGCUCUUCUCACCCUGUGUGCGAUCGGCCCCAUCUUUGCACCUCAGCUACUCGCCUUUUGUCUCGUCGCUGUUCACAUCGUCUUUGUCGUGUGCCAGUCACGAACCGCAUAUGGUAUCUUUGCGUGCUGGCGAGGUACCUUGGCCCACUCGAAGCGCGACUGGGCUCAAUGGUGGGCCGAGCAGAAGCGAGACCUCGAGCGGAUGGGCAAGGGCGAUCACGUCCUUGCCUUGGCCGGCGUACAGCACGUCAUCAUUCUGCCUGCUUACAAGGAAGACAUGGCCACCCUGAGGGAGAGCCUCAAUGUCCUGGCCUCGCACCCCAUGGCCUCGCAUAGCUACUAUGUGUGCCUUGGGAUGGAAGAGCGCGAGGCUGGCGCGCCUUCCAAGGCGCAGUCGCUCGUCGACGAUUACUGCAAGCGUGGCUGCUUUGCCGACUUUUCCUACUCCUUGCAUCCCGGCAACAUCAUCGGCGAGAGUGCUGGCAAGAGCUCUAAUGUCAACUGGGCCGCACGUCACAUGGCCAGGCGCCGCGACGUGGCUUCGCAGCGUCGAACAAUUGUGACGGUCAUGGAUGCCGACACCGCUUUCGCCUCUGAUUUUUUCCUCGCGUCAGCCGCCCACUUUUCUCUCGCUCGCCCCGAAGUUCGACGCAGAAUGAUGUUUGUCCCACCUACACUCUUUGACCGUAACUCGGCCGAUGUUCCCAUCUUUACGAGGGCGACCGAUAUCUUUUGGAGCUGUGCGGGCAUCGGUGGAAUUUAUCCCUCGAGCUGGUGCAAGAUUCCGACAAGCGCGUACGCCGUCAGCCUCGAUCUGGCUCGAUUCUGCGACUUUUGGGACGCAGGACCAGAGGCAAUCGGAGAAGAUCUCCACUUCUACUGCAAGGCUAUGUUCGAAACCAAGGGAAAUGUCAAGGCAAUCACCAUCUACUCUCCCGCUUCGCAGUGCAACGUUGUCGGCAACCCUGGAACGGGCCCCGUCUCCAGCUAUAUCCAAGACAUGUUGGCCCGAUGGACGCAGGCCACCCGCCACCUUUGGGGAAGCCUCGACUUUGGCUAUUGCUGGCACCGUAUCCUUACCGGUCAGAUCGGACGGUCUAGGCCGAAACAGGGCUACAUGGCCCUGGAGACGUCUGCCCACGCCGCUGAUGAAAGAUUACGACAGCAAAACCAGCAGCUGCAACAAAACGUCGUCGACCUGCCGGGCAAUAGUCGCACGCCAUCGCCCAGCGUCACGGCGACAACGGACAGCAGCGACGAUACCCUGACCGAGUUCACCCUUACUCGUGUUCGUAAAACAACACAGUUUGACGGUUCAGUCUUGCCUAGCGUGGCAAUUCCCAUCGACGUCAACGUCAACGACAAAGACGGCAAUCAUGACGACUAUCUUAAAGAUGUUCACGAUGAGGACGACGACGAGGAUGACGACGAAGCCCUCCUGCUCCUUGAUGUCGACGACGCGGCAGGCGAAGACGACAAGCUGCGCAUUUUGCCUAUCAUUGUCCUCAUGACGCGGCUAUACGAGGCACACCUCAUGAUUGCUCAGGUUUUCCUCAUAGGUUUCCUCAUCACCAUCUAUCCUUCCGCCAUUCUUCGAAAUGGCCACAUCGUCUUCACCGACGUUUACGCGAGGGCGUGCACAGUAUCAGACUGUGUCCAAUCGAUCUUCGAAUCGCCGUUUGCCGCCGGUGCCGAACUUCCCGUCGGUACGCCACCGGGACUUCACCCUACAUGGAUGAUGCCCACGAUUGUCUUUUGCGCUCUCCGUGCAGCCAGAUUCCUGGGCGGCUUGGGCAUUCUGGCAACCGUGUCCAUGUGCGCAAUUCACGACUGCUACCAUCAUGUGGCUGCGACUGUACGGUGGCAGGCCUCGGACAACAUUUUGAAGGAGUUCCGCCGCCAGGCCCCGUCAAUGACGCGCGACUCGCCAUUGGCAGCGAUUACACAGACGCCCCCGCGCUACCUGGGUCAGCGGCCUCACCAGAACUGCAAAAGACGAUGGCCCGCGGCCUUGCUCGAUUUUGCAGCCAUCCCAGCCGGUCUUCUCUACGGUAUCGCGCCGUUGCUUUGGGCCCAGCUCAACCACGUUGUCACCAACAAACUCACCUACACCGUCUCCGCCAAGUCAAAGACGGUCGUCGUUGUCCCCGGUGCACGAGGACUUCAAGCGGUCGCAAGUGCUACGCCUAGACGUUCCUUUGAGCGCGUGAGAGCAUCGAUGGAGAUGACCAGAAUGUCAUCUACGGUGAAUCUGCCAGCGACCUUGGCUGCAAAUGCAGCCACUUUGGCCGUCGUGGAGGAAAAGCGCGAGUCAUCAAGACGUCUCCACCCUUAAACUUCUCUAAACCACUCUUACGCCGACAGACGGCUGCCCUUUAUCUCUUCUUCUCCCGCCUCUUUCUUCUCGCCAUUUCUAAAACCAUGCUCAAACAACCCUUGUUUCUUCCGCCUAUUUGCCUUCUUCUUCCCUCCUCU